GCCAUGGCGGCCGUGAGGGAGCAGAGGUGAGGGGUGUUGUGCCGCUCGUCUCCUGCCAUGCUGCGAGGCCUGCGGCGGCGGUGGGACUCCUACAAGUACCGCUUCGUGCCCUGGCUGGCCCUCAACCUCCGCCGCAAGCGCAGGACGCUCCGAUAUGUUCCUGAAAGCUCCCAAGACAAGAUUAUCUCUGAUGAAGAUGUCUUUGAAACACUACUGAAAAUAUUCAAAGCUCUGUUCAUAAAUGACUUCAGUAGACAAGCACAUAUUUUGGCCUUUCUUCCAGAAAUCAAACAUAAAUACCUGGAGUUACUGACUGCGGAGCAGAAGCUAUCAAAAGUACACUCAUGUAACCAUCUAAAUCAACAUGUGUUUAGUCCAGAGGAAGUUCUGUUUAAUACACUAGGGUUCAUGGUUAGCCGGGACCGAAGUUCCCUGGUGUCUGCUGGAAGUGGAGUCUUUGUUACCAGAGGUUUUGUACCAAAGGGGACGGUUGUAUCUAUGUAUCCUGGUACAGUAUACAGAAAGCAUGAGCCCAUCUUUUUCCAGUCCCUUGGCAAUCCCUUUAUUUUCAGGUGCAUAGAUGGUGUCCUUAUUGAUGGGAAUGAUAAAGGACUAUCAAGAUCAGUGUACAGGUCUUGCUGCAGAAGAGACCAGCUUGGCCCGUUUCAGAUGAGCGAUGAGAGCUGGCUCACAGCUGCCCCUCAGAACCCACUGGCAGUGGGACAGUAUGUCAACAACUGCUCACACGAAAAAGCAGCCAACGUGUGUUAUCAGGAGUUUGAUGUGCCAGCAUAUUUUCCAAUAGAACUGAAACAGUAUCUUCCAAACAUUGUCUACAGCCACGACAUAGAGAGGCUCCCUGGCCUGUGUUAUGCAUACAUGUCAUGGUUUAAGCCCAGCUCAUAACUCAGCACCAUGCAGCCACUUGCUCAUUCCCUCUUUUUCCCCCAUUCCUGGGUGGGAUGGGAAGGAGAAUUGAAAGAAUGUAAAUCCCACAGAUUGAGAUAAGAACAGUCCAGUAACUGAAGUAUAACAUAAAACUACUACUACUAUUACUAAUAAUAAAGAAAAAUAAUAAGGGAAAUAAUGAGAGAGAAUAUAAAACUAAAAGAGGAAAAGAAACCAAUAAACACAGGUGAUGCACAAUACAAUUGCUCACCACCCACUGACUGAUACCCAGCCCAACCCGAGCAGCGAUCUGCCCUUCCAGGUAAUUGCCCCCAGUUUACAGACGGGGCAUGACAUGCUGUGGUAUGGAGCACCCCUUUGGUUAGUUUGGGUCAGGGAUCCUGACUCUGCUUCCUCCUGCCUUCUUAUGCCCCUCCUCACUGCCAGAGCAUGAGAGACUGAAAAGUCCUUGAUCAGAGUAAACAUUAUUUAGCAGCAGCUAAAACAUUGGUGAGUUAUCAGCAUUGUUUUCAGACUAAAGCCAAAACACAACACUGUGCCAGCUACUGGGAGGGAGAAAAAAAUGAC
This is a messenger RNA of Pezoporus flaviventris, 1476 nucleotides long. RefSeq names its product SET domain containing 9 (gene SETD9). The transcript has 6 exons. NCBI's taxonomy places the organism in Eukaryota, Metazoa, Chordata, Aves, Psittaciformes, Psittacidae. The coding region runs from base 58 to 906 and encodes 282 amino acids. Gene Ontology annotation, molecular function: protein binding. The record is from RefSeq and is a predicted model, not a curated record.